AUGUCUCGACUUCUUGAUGUCAAGUGGAAUGAUCAAGCCUUUACAGACCUUGUCUUGGAAGAGCCAACAAAGAUGCUUGUUCGUUCUAUGGUCAGGCAACAUUCCUCGCAGACAGAUGAUUUUGUCUCUGGAAAGGGGAAGGGCAUUGUGUGUCUCUUCAGCGGACCCCCAGGAAGCGGUAAAACAUUGACCGCCGAGGCGGUGGCGGAGAUCACCCGGAGACCUCUGUACAGUGUCUCUGCUGGAGAUUUAGGAGUAAAGCCUAAGGACGUGGACGAAAAGCUCAGAGAGAUUCUAGAGCUAUCACACAAGUGGAACGCAGUGCUGCUUCUUGAUGAAGCGGAUGUCUUCCUGCAGGAAAGAGACUCAACGGACAUCCAGAGGAACGCCCUUGUCAGCAUUUUUCUGAGGCAACUCGAGUAUUAUCAGGGGAUUCUCAUCCUCACGACCAAUCGCAUCGCGCAGUGCGAUGCUGCUUUCGCGAGCAGGGUGCAUAUUUCAAAAGAGUAUCCUGAGCUUGACGAGUCUUCCAGGGGGAAGAUUUGGGCGACGUUCUUGAGGCGGAUGAAGAAUGCCUCCCAGGGCGCUGAAGUUCAUAUUACUGAGGAAGACAUUACUAGGUUAGCAAAGAUGGAGAUAAAUGGUAGGAAAAUUAAAAACAUCUUCAGUAGCGCCAGAAUUAUCGCGAAGGAGAUGCAAGAGCCGUUGGCCAUCUCCCACAUAGACCUAGUUCUGAACGCUACGAAUCCAGUGUUCGAGACACAACCACCAAAGCCCUUGGAUGUAGCUCACCAGAAUGGCGUCGACAAUGGUAUUUAG
This is a messenger RNA of Colletotrichum aenigma, 819 nucleotides long. It is a transcript of the gene Psmc1, whose product is annotated as 26S proteasome regulatory subunit 4. The record is from RefSeq and is a predicted model, not a curated record. Bases 1 to 819 code for a protein of 272 amino acids. The transcript is spliced from 2 exons. Gene Ontology annotation, molecular function: ATP hydrolysis activity; ATP binding. Lineage: Eukaryota; Fungi; Ascomycota; Sordariomycetes; Glomerellales; Glomerellaceae.